Molecule: messenger RNA, 1272 nt
Organism: Beta vulgaris subsp. vulgaris (sugar beet)
Lineage: Eukaryota; Viridiplantae; Streptophyta; Magnoliopsida; Caryophyllales; Amaranthaceae
Product: vacuolar iron transporter homolog 4
Exons: 1
Coding region: 75-737 (220 amino acids)
Biological process (GO): intracellular manganese ion homeostasis
Cellular component (GO): membrane
Molecular function (GO): iron ion transmembrane transporter activity; manganese ion transmembrane transporter activity
Source: RefSeq, a predicted model, not a curated record
GUCACCUUCUAAGCUAACAAUCUUCGCAUCUAUAUACCUUAUCUAAAACAAUUUCCUUUUAUCUUCUCUCAACAAUGGAGUCUGCACAAACAGCACGUCGCAACACCAUUGAGCUUGAAACCAUCCGAUCAAACACCAUUCAUCAAGAUAACCAGCAGCAUCAAGACGCUCAAGAGAAAGAAAAUGACGACUUCGACUACACGAAACGAGCUCAGUGGCUGCGAGCCGCUGUCCUAGGGGCCAACGAUGGACUUAUUACCACCGCCUCGCUUAUGAUGGGAGUUGGUGCGGUGAAGCAGGAUGUCAAGGCCAUGAUACUCACUGGUUUCGCAGGCCUCGUAGCCGCCGCAUGCAGCAUGGCUAUCGGUGAGUUCGUGUCGGUGCAAUCCCAGGUCGAUAUCGAGGUUGCUCAGAGGAAAAGAGAGAAGCAGGAAGAUAAGGAGGAUGAAAAGGAGAGUUUGCCAAGCCCUACACAAGCAGCAUUUGCGUCAGCUCUAGCAGUUGCAGUGGGAGCCAUGGUGCCGCUGCUUGCCGCAUUGUGUGUAAAGGAUUAUAAGGUUAGGCUUGGGGUGGUUCCGGCAGCGGUGACGAUGGCUUUGGUGGUGUUUGGAUGGCUAGGAGCGUAUCUAGGUAAAGCACCGAUUUUAAGGUCUUCUUUAAGGGUUUUGUUGGGUGGUUGGUUUGCUAUGGCUAUUACCUUUGGCCUCACCAAGUUGAUUGGUUCACAUGGGCUCUAAGCUGUAUCAUUAAUGUCUCUAUCCUUUUUCAAACUCAUGUAUGCAAGGGUUACUCAAUUAAGAAUAAAAUGAAUAAAGGUUUAGGACAUAUGUAAUGCUAUUUUUUUUUGUUUUUACGGUAAGUACAAGCAAGUAGGAACCAACAAGAGAAUUACACUAUCCUCCCUUGUCUUGCCUUAAUAGUUAGGACAUGCAGUAUCGGAUUUAACGUGGGUUUAGUGGGUUCAACUGAAACCCAUGAUGGAUCCACAAAAUACUGAAAUUUACAGCGAAAAGAAAAAUCACUUAUUAGAAAAGGCGUCCAAAUUAAUUCAUUGGUAUGCAGUUAGCUCAGCGGUGAAAUCCGCGUGAAACUUGAGUCUUUGGUAGCGGGAUCAAAUCUCAAUAAGGGGCCUUUGCUAUUCUUUUAGUUUUUGUUCCUUCCGUUUGUUUUUUUUCUACCAUGGUUUAUAAUUAUAUUUGCUUUUUCUUUUGAUCCUCUAAUUUCUAGUUUUCCUUAUAUAUGCAUAAAUAUUCUCCUCCCACCAAGUACGUG